Molecule: messenger RNA, 2135 nt
Organism: Erigeron canadensis
Lineage: Eukaryota; Viridiplantae; Streptophyta; Magnoliopsida; Asterales; Asteraceae
Product: multicopper oxidase LPR1-like
Exons: 3
Coding region: 286-2010 (574 amino acids)
Molecular function (GO): oxidoreductase activity; copper ion binding
Source: RefSeq, a predicted model, not a curated record
AAGUUUUGAAGGAACACCUUUUUCUUCGUGUUCAUUUUAGAAGCAUAAUGACACCUCCUCCUCACACCAGCUUAGCUACACUAUCCAAUCAUUAUCAUAUUAUCACAUUCACACUCAAUAUAAAUGAAUCUAAUUCCAUUUUACUAAUUAUAAUUUAGACGACACACAACCUUCUCUAGUACUUUCAUUCUUUCUUUCUCCCUUCAUCGAUCUUUAUUACUCAAAAACACACAUAGUGUGUUUUCUUGUACAUGCAAAUAAUACAGAGAAUUGACAUAUCACAAAAUGAUUCAUACUUUUGUUCUAGUUCAUAUAUUGUUGUUUGUGGUGGUUCAUGGAGAUGUAGGAGGAGGCCAGCAGCUGGUAAGUCCAUCUCAGUUGAGAAUGUUUGUGGAUGAAAUUCCAGAUAUGCCCAGAAUCAAAGGUUAUGAUGUUCUUCAUCAUGAUGGUCUUCCUGUUUCCAAGACUCUUAAAAUCACCAUGUUCCAAAAAAACUGGAAAUUUCAUAGAGAUCUGCCACCCACAAAGGUAUUCGCAUAUGGUGAAACGAAGCGCACCGCAACAGUUCCCGGUCCAACAAUCGAGGCCAUCCACGGUGUCAGCACAUAUGUGACGUGGCAAAAUCAUCUCCCUUCACAACAUAUUCUUCCAUGGGACCCCACCAUUCCAACGGCUAUACCUCGUACGAAAAUGGGCGUUCCAACAGUCGUACACCUACAUGGCGGGAUCGAUGAGCCACAAAGUGAUGGUAACUCGCACUCAUGGUUCACGGCUCGGUUUAAAGAGCGUGGGCCCAUGUGGACUAAAAAGACAUAUCAGUACCAUAAUCAGCAACAGCCCGGCAACUUAUAUUACCAUGACCACGCCAUGGGGUUGACUAGAGUCAACCUACUCGCUGGGCUGUUUGGGGCCUACAUAAUACGCCAUGAAGACGUUGAGGCCCCACUUGGAUUACCUAACGGCGAUGAAUUUGAUCGGCCGUUAGUUGUUUUUGAUCGUACCUUUAGAGCUAAUGGAUCCAUCUACAUGGACCUAAAAGGGAAUAACCCGAGUAUACAUCCACAAUGGCAACCCGAGUAUUUCGGUGAUGUCAUUGUUGUUAAUGGCAAAGCGUGGCCAUAUAUGAACGUUCGUAGGAGAAAAUACCGGUUUCGUAUCAUCAAUGCUAGUAACGCAAGGUUUUUUAAGUUCUUCUUUAGCAACGGUUUAAGUUUUAUCCAUGUGGCAUCUGACUCGGUUUAUAAUGAGGAGUCGGUAUUGGUGAAAGAGUUACUUUUGGGCCCAUCUGAGAUUGCCGACGUGGUUGUUGACUUUUCAAAGUCAAAACUUAACUCGGUUGUUCUACAUAACGGGGCGGCUUAUCCUUACCCGGGUGGAGACCCUGUCAAUGAGAGCAACGGGAAAGUCAUGAAAUUCAUCAUCAGCCGUAACCAUGAGUAUGACUCGUCAAGGGUACCAAAAAGGUUGAUAAAAUAUCCAACGCCGAAAUUGUCAGAAGUGUCAAAAACUCGUUACAUUGCAAUGUAUGAGUACACAAGCACGAUUGAUGAGCCAACACAUCUUUAUAUAAAUGCAUUGUCGUAUGAUGAUCCAGUGACCGAAAAGCCCAAGGUUGGGUCAACGGAGAUUUGGAAUGUGAUCAAUUUGACAGAGGAUAAUCACCCGUUGCAUAUUCAUCUUGGGCUUUUUAAGGUGCUGGAUCAGACAAAUAUAACAGAUAUAGAUGAAUUUAGAGAUUGUAUGACAGAGUUUAACAAUGCUGAAAAAUGUGAUAUUGAAAAAUACGCGCGUGGGAGAAAAUUGAGUGUGGAACCGUACGAGAAAGGGUGGAAGAAUGUGUAUAAGAUGCAGCCUGGAUACGUGACCAGGAUUAUUGUCAAGUUCGCCUACUUGCAUACAAAUGCAUCGUACCCCUUCGAUGCAACUGCAGAGCCAGGAUACGUCUACCAUUGCCAUAUAUUGGAUCAUGAGGAUAAUGUGAUGAUGAGGCCUUUGAAGAUGGUGAAAUAAGUCUGUAGAUAUAACAUACCAGUUUACAGAUUUUAGACAAUUGUGUGUUGUAUGAAAAACCAAAUUGUUUCAAAAAUGAUUGACGACAGCUGCAUAUUAUAUCCAGUUAUAGGUUUUGAGAGAUA